CCCAGGAGGGGACAGUGGAGCAGCCCGGUCCAUGAUGGCUUGGUCCUCAGUGUUCCUUGGUGUCAUCAUCUUGCUGUCUGCCUUCCCAGGGCCUAGCACUGGGGGCCGCCCCAUGCCAAAGCUGGCUGAUCGGAAACUGUGUGCUGAUGAGGAAUGCAGCCAUCCCAUCUCCAUGGCUGUGGCCCUUCAAGACUACGUGGCCCCCGACUGCCGUUUCCUGACCAUACACAGGGGCCAAGUUGUGUAUGUCUUCUCCAAGCUGAAGGGCCGUGGGCGGCUCUUCUGGGGAGGCAGCGUUCAGGGAGAUUACUAUGGAGAUACAGCUGCUCGUCUGGGCUAUUUCCCUAGUAGCAUUGUCCGAGAGGAUCAGACCCUGAAGCCUGGCAAAAUCGAUGUGAAGACAGAUAAGUGGGAUUUCUAUUGCCAGUGAGCUCAGCCUACCGCUGUCCCUGCCGUUUCCCCUUCCAGGCUUCAUGCAAAUACAUCAGCCGAGUGCAAAC
This is a messenger RNA of Carlito syrichta (Philippine tarsier), 500 nucleotides long. It is a transcript of the gene MIA, whose product is annotated as melanoma inhibitory activity. The transcript is spliced from 5 exons. Gene Ontology annotation, molecular function: protein binding. NCBI's taxonomy places the organism in Eukaryota, Metazoa, Chordata, Mammalia, Primates, Tarsiidae. Gene Ontology annotation, biological process: extracellular matrix organization. Bases 32 to 430 code for a protein of 132 amino acids. The record is from RefSeq and is a predicted model, not a curated record.